Molecule: messenger RNA, 3794 nt
Organism: Neodiprion fabricii
Lineage: Eukaryota; Metazoa; Arthropoda; Insecta; Hymenoptera; Diprionidae
Gene: SWIP
Product: WASH complex subunit 4
Exons: 1
Coding region: 352-3633 (1093 amino acids)
Biological process (GO): endosomal transport; endosome organization
Cellular component (GO): WASH complex; endosome
Source: RefSeq, a predicted model, not a curated record
GAUUACAGCUUGACGACAUUUGACCCUUGUUUCACCGCGGUUUGAUGUGGGUGUGAUUCUUAUCUGGUGACACGCAGCGUUGGUUGCCUAGAUCGUGAUUUAUAUGGGCGUCAUUGGGCGUGCGCGACAAACGGGUUGUCCUGUUAUCGUUCCGACCAAAGAGUUUACUUAUACUCUUCGGUUUCCGACAGUCUGUCUAACCUUCAAAUCCGCCAGUGGAAAUUGACAUCGGUAAACUAACCUACAAUGUAUACGCCGGACGCGGAGGAGAAGCGUAAUGGACGGCAAAACUGACAACUGACUGAUAUUGAUAGUGUGAAAUUGCGUAGGGAAAAAAUCCGCACCGUUAACAUGAUAGACUCAAUAUCGUGGAACAGUGCGAGGGAUGAGGCAAUUCAUCGAACGGUCGGAGAAGCGCAGCUAAAAAAGUAUGGUAACUUUUUUAACAAAUCAAUCGAGGAUUCAAGCUGGGUUCCUGACACAUCUCUGAAAUACGUCAUCCAAGGGCCGAUCCAUCUCGUUUACAACCCCCGCGAGGACAUUACCAUAAUGGACAUGGUAGAAAUGGAGAACAAAACAUUGGCCAAGCUUCUCGCGGCGGUCGCGGGUACUUGCAGGGAAAUCAGACUACUGAAAAUCGAAGGUAAUAAAUUCUACCAGAGGCUACUCACCCAGGGCGAACGAUGCAGUGUUGACGAAAAGGGGGACGACGUCAAUGUCUUGUUAUCAAUUCUGCAGGACCUGUCAGCAUACGUCAAACGGGUAUCGCUUGUCGCAAAUUUGACCAUCCAGCAGCUGUCGAAUCUGACGGGCAAUGCCUAUGAUAUAUACUUUCCACUGGUCAUUGAACAUCUGGUUGACUUAUUUGUAACAUUUGUAACUCUAGAUGAGAUCAUCGUCGCUCAACCUUCGCUACUCGAUACUUGGGAUCAGUACUGCGUCCGCGCUAGCACAAUGCUCCACAAUUCUGAGCAAUUCAAUAUACCUGGCUCAAAGUUACGUACUUUUGAAAAGCUGCUGAAAGAUCUGCGCCAUCAACUUUUGGCUAACAAUUUAUUUCUCGGAGCUAUCGAUAGGGCGAUGGAUGUGAAAAAAAGCCCAAUAAUGCAGAAUCACUUCGCUUGUUACCUGAAAAAUACUAUGCUGGAUGUGGAAAAGAAAGCCAGUGACAAUUUAUUGUUUAACAAAAACUGGAUACGUACAAAUGUAGGGGUCGUCGUCAUUGUCAAAUUGUUCGGAACUGUAGAUAAGAAGAUUCUUAAGAGGCUUUGCGAAAUGAAUAAAAAAUACUACUCUAUUACUCUGAUUGGCAAUAUUAUCUGGAUUCCAAAUAAAUUUUUGGCCAAUUCAGUCCCAAAAGAAUUUGGCUUGGUAGUCGGUUCGCAAGCCGGGGAAAAGAUCCUUGCCUCUAAGAUCCAAAGAUUGCCAGAGGUCACAAAUUCCCUGGCUAGAAGGGCGACCCAGUGGUCAGUCGAGAUGCAGAACAUUAUCGUGCAUCCUGUUGAGAAAUUUCACCAAUCUGAUCUGGAAAGAAGGUGCUGUAUGCUUAUUGAGUUUGUAAUCCUGGUGCAGCAGGUAAAAGAGAAUAUAUUUUUCACCACCAAUCUUCACGCUGCUCUGCUGAAACCAAUGAGCCGAAACAUUGUCCAGCUUGUAUGCAGACUCAUAGAAAUGCAGAAGUCACUUGAAACAACGUUUUACACUUUCGGCUCAGUCAUUAUUCAGUCCCAGAGCCAUGUUAUCCAGCAUCUCUGUUAUCAAAUAUUGGUCAUCCUCGAAACGGCCAAGAGAGGACUGAUGCUUAGCAAGGACAAAGGAUACAGCAGGGAGCAGCUCGAUACUAUGACAUUGAUAGGCCUUGGUAUGAGACUAAUGAACGGUCCCCCGACAGACGACAGGAGGCUGAUAACACGCUGCGCUCUGGCAGCUGCUAGCCAACUGACAGACAGCUUCAAAGAGGAAGAACUAGUCAAAUUGAGGGGAUAUCUGGACGCCUACGAUACUAUCGCAGAAUUACAUGACCUGGUUAGGCAGGCUUGCGAUUACUCUAGCGUACUCUAUCAUCGAAGCAUGCUGCCCGCUUACUUGAGCAUGGUCAUAGAUGGCAACUCAGAUAUAAGUCGGAUUGUUCAUUUACUCGGUGCACUAAAUAGUGCAGUAGCGGAUCACGAGCCUCCCAACUCCGUGGGAAGCAGAAAUAAAGAGCAUAGGGAAAUGCUAGUGAAAAAUGUGCUAGAACCAGCCUGUCACGAGAUUGAAACCAGCCUGAGGUUACAUGUUCACGCGCAUCUCAAGCUGGAUGACUCGAAUCCAUUCAAGAUUGGUGCUGUUAAUUCCAACAGGAUAGUCAGAGCCUCUCCACUGCCUGUUGCUGAUAAUUUCUUAAGCCCAAAGAGGUUCAUCGAACAUUAUUUGGACAGCAUGUUUUACAAUCUCACCACCGUGGCUCUACAUGACUGGAGGACGUACGGAACAAUGCGGAGAUUAGCUGGCUAUAAACUGAAUCUAGAAAUGGUUCAGGAUCAUUUACCAACACAGAAUUUGGAACAGGGUUUAGAUGCGCUUGAAAUAAUGAGAAAUAUAGACACAUUCGUUGCCAAAUACUUGUACAACUUAAAUACACAGACUUUCAUAGAGCGUACUAGUACUAAUAAAUAUCUGAACACAAUCGGGAUAAGGCACAUAGCGAACUCGAUCAGAACCCAUGGCAACGGAAUAAUGAGCACUACAGUGAAUUUCGUCUAUCAAUUUCUCCGUGCGAAGCUACACACAUUUUCACAAUUCCUAUUUGAUGAACAUAUAAAAUCACGAUUAAUACGAGAUAUCAGAUUCAUCAAAUUACAGAGAGAGAGCAGGGCGACUCCUUAUACAUAUGAGAGAGCUGAGAAGUUUCAGAAGGGUAUACGCAAGCUUGGAAUGACGACGGAUGGUCUCAGUUAUCUAGAUCAAUUUAGGAUUCUGGUAUCUCAAAUAGGGAAUGCCCUUGGUUACGUUAGACUGAUUCGGUCUGGGGGUUUGGACGCUUGUUCCAACGCGAUUGCUUUUCUUCCCACAAUUAAUUCUGACACUGUGUUUGAGUCGACAUGUAAGAAGCUGGACUUUACAAUAACUACACAAGCUGCCGGAAAGCGGCUCGACGAUGACAUUGCAAAUUUAGUGCAAAGCUUCACGGAAGGAACACAAUACUUCAGACUACUGGUAGAUGUAUUCGCUUCUGCAUUCCGCGAUACAAAAAACGUCCACUUACAACAAUUUUACGCCAUCAUUCCUCCACUCACACUCAGUUAUGUCGAUAAUGCUCUGGGAAACAAAGAGAAAAUGUCUAAAAAGAAUAAGACCGGGGCAGCAUUUACCGACGAUGGAUUUGCAAUGGGAGUCGCAUACAUUAAUGCCCUUCUUGAUCAGAACACGGAAAUAGACGGACUUCAGUGGUUCAAAACCGUCGAGGAACAAAUGACUCGAGAAAGAAUAGCGGCGCAGCAUAAAGACGAUUGUGGCGACGAAAAAUUACAACAGACUAGAGCUUUAACAUUAAAAUGUCUGGCAGAAAGAAAUGCUGAGUUUCAACUUCUCUAUUACAGCCUUUCGGGCGCGCGAGUAUUCUUCAAGCAGCCGGAUACGUCUUCCCUCUGAGUCAUUAGCUAUAAGUUUCAAUGUUAAAUUUGAAAAACACGUUUGAAUAUUAUAACCAAGCGUAUAAUAGGGACUUUCAUAACAAGCAUAUAAUACCAUGCUCUGUAUUACGAAAUAUACAAUUUUUAAGUAACUCAAAUAAACGGCUAAGUUUAUACUGA